UGCAGACAUAGACUUGCUACCUCUUGAUCACAGCAAGCUAUACCUCAAUUGCUUUACCAGUGUUGGCUGCAAUGUCUGUUCAACUGGUUUCCAAUGCCUGGCUGGAUGGCGAGACUGCUAAGAUUCGAUCUAAGCCGGUGCCAUGGGAGGGUUAUCAGCGAGCAGGCCUAGUCACUCCAGAAGAGCUGGUUCUCAUCAAGAAAGUCGAUAGACAACCUCGUGCCAAAGCAGAAAGCAUCUUACUCUCCGAUGGGCCGACCUAUGCCUCCCUGUACCUUGGCCUACUGAAGAAGCUCCAGCGACCUGAUACAAUGCAGUGUAUCUUGAUUCUUAUUGGUGAUGCACUGGCUGAUCAUGACGAACGUAUACCCCUGUUCACGAGAGCCGGGGAGACCGAUACUGAAUUACCUUACGGGCCCCUCCUGAGGAUAUUGAAUACUCCGGACGAUUUCGUGCAAUUGAAGACAGCACAGAUCCUUGCCGUGCUGCUUAGCGCGGAGGCUAAGCCUCUCCCUUCGCAUAUCCUGCACUCCUUCAUCACCACUCUUGUCUCUUUAAUUCAGUCUGGCAGUAACAACCACAAAGACGUGGCAGUCCAGUGUCUUGAAGCUCUCCUGCCCCGGCCAGAAGCUCGCAUCGCUGUGUGGAAUACCCCUUCCUGCAUUUCUAGUCUAGUCGGCAUCCUACGUGGCAAUCCUGGCCCUCAAAUGAGCUAUCAAGUGAUAUUUUGUUUCUGGCUGUUGACAUUUGAACAAGAUAUCGCGGAACAAAUUAAUAAGAAGUAUGAUAUUAUCCCUCUUCUGACUGAAGUUGCGCAGACAGCAGUGAAAGAGAAGGUUAUACGAGUGGUGGUAUCCACUUUCCGAAAUCUGAUCGCAAAAGCCCCCUCAGCUAACCUUCCGUCAAUGCUUGUCGCCCAGUUAUUACCAUUUAUGAAGAACCUCUCCACGCGCAAAUGGUCCGACGAAGAUAUCUUAGAGGAUGUCCAGUUCCUGCGAGAUGAACUGAAGUCUAGAUUCGACAGCUUAACGAACUACGAUGAAUAUACUUCGGAACUGGCGUCUGGUCACCUAUCAUGGACACCUGUCCAUGAAUCAGAGGUCUUCUGGAAAGAGAACGCGACUAAACUAAAUGAGAAAGACUAUGAGCAACUCAAGACGCUGGUACGACUAUUGAAGGAAUCAUCAGACGCACUGGUUCUGGCUGUCGCUGCCCACGACCUAGGCCAGUACGUCAAACACUACGAGCGGGGCAAGAAAGUUGUUACAGAUUUAGGUGCUAAGACAAGAGUGAUGGAACUCAUGACACAUCCGAACCCGGACGUGCGGUAUCAGGCGUUGAUAUCAGUACAACGGCUCGUGAGCCAGCCUUGGGUCAGUGUAUGACCUGACCAACCGUACCCAGCAGUAUUUCACGCGUUCAGCUCUGUAUGAGUCAUGCAUAGUAUAGUCUGAUACCUGUAGUUAAAAGAACUCAUUCAGCGUAUUUUAAGUCAGGUCUGUACCCAUAUUUCUGCAAUAUCUGACAAUAUCCGCAACUCGGAGACCGUCUUCACAUCCUUCGAAUCAUCGUGGUGUUGUCCUCGUUCUUCCCAUCGAUCAUUCUGUAACAAGAUACGAAUACCUCCUACUCUGGAGAAACCCUCGAGGAGCGGAAGAUACGAGAGAUCGAAAUCUUGUGACGUCUGUACUCUGAGUGAUUCGUCUGUGUUUGCUGCAUCAUUGCUCUGAUCCUCGACAACCACUUCAGGCAACCUCAGACGCAGUGUUGGCAAAAAGAUUGUAGACGGUCCAAGGAACACAAUCGCCCGGGACCCUGGACUUUUCCCAUCGGCGACAGGAUCCACGAUCGGAGGCGGCAAUAGUAGAUCA
This is a messenger RNA of Gloeophyllum trabeum ATCC 11539, 1871 nucleotides long. RefSeq names its product ATPase, V1 complex, subunit H. Gene Ontology annotation, biological process: proton transmembrane transport. The transcript has 11 exons. Gene Ontology annotation, cellular component: vacuolar proton-transporting V-type ATPase, V1 domain; fungal-type vacuole membrane. NCBI's taxonomy places the organism in Eukaryota, Fungi, Basidiomycota, Agaricomycetes, Gloeophyllales, Gloeophyllaceae. Gene Ontology annotation, molecular function: proton-transporting ATPase activity, rotational mechanism. The record is from RefSeq and is a predicted model, not a curated record. Bases 72 to 1385 code for a protein of 437 amino acids.